AUGGUGCUCGUUUUGACAACUGACACCAGAGGUGAGAACGGUGCAAUUGCUAGAGACCGUUUUGGUUCGAUCACUUCCAUCCCACAAUCGCCAGCCUUGGGCAAGAAAACUAGAAUGUCUUUCAGCGAAGGUCGUCGUCCAUCUUUCUUGAAGGAGAGAGAGCAACAUCCAGCUGCUGAGUUGGAAAAAUUGGGCUCGAAAUUGGUCUCCCAACCACCAGCAGGUAACUUGUCAGAUUCCAAUGCUUUAAUCAACUAUAUCAGACACCACAACGUUUUCUUGCGCAACUCGGUUUUGUCUGUUAAGGAUUUCACAAGAGCAGACAUGCACAGCUUGUUUACCGUCGCUCAAGAAAUGAGAUUAGCUGUCGAAAGACAGGGAGUCUUGGACUUGUUGAGGGGUCGUUUGUUGGCUACAAUGUUCUACGAGCCAUCGACCAGAACUUCUUCUUCUUUUGACGCUGCUAUGCAGAGAUUGGGAGGUAGAGUUGUUGCUGUGGCCGCUGGUUCAUCUUCUGUCAAGAAGGGUGAGACCUUGCAAGACACCAUUCGGACAUUGGCUUGCUACUCUGACGCUAUCGUGUUGAGACACCCAGAGGAAGAGUCUGCAGAAAUUGCUGCUAAAUAUUCGCCAGUUCCAAUUAUCAACGGUGGUAACGGAACCAAGGAACACCCAACCCAGGCUUUGUUGGACUUGUUCACCAUCAGAGAAGAGUUGGGUACUGUGAAUGGUAUCACUGUCACCUUCAUGGGUGACUUGAAAUAUGGCAGACCAGUGCACUCAUUGUUGUACUUGUUGCGUCAAUACCACGUGAGAGUGCAAUUGGUUGCUCCAAAGGAAUUGGCGUUGCCUUCCAGCCUUAGAGAUAUGUUGGUGGAAAACAACAUGUUGGCUUCGGAAACUCAAGAGUUGACACCAGAAAUUAUUGCUAAGUCCGACGUCUUGUACUGUACUAGAGUACAGGAAGAACGCUUCCAAGACAGAGAGCAAUACUUGAGAUUGAAGGACACUUACGUGGUGGACAACAAGAUCUUGUCGCAUGCUAAGCAACAUAUGUGCGUGAUGCACCCAUUGCCUAGAACAUCGGAGAUCAAGGAAGAAGUGGACUUUGAUCAAAGAGCUGCAUACUUCAGACAAAUGAGAUACGGAUUAUACGUGAGAAUGGCCUUGUUGGCUAUGGUCAUCGGUGUGGACUUUUAA
Clavispora lusitaniae ATCC 42720 is the source of this 1200-nucleotide messenger RNA. Lineage: Eukaryota; Fungi; Ascomycota; Pichiomycetes; Serinales; Metschnikowiaceae. The record is from RefSeq and is a predicted model, not a curated record.